This is a messenger RNA of Myxocyprinus asiaticus (Chinese sucker), 5291 nucleotides long. Its product is annotated as protein CLEC16A-like. The transcript has 19 exons. Gene Ontology annotation, biological process: endosome to lysosome transport; endosomal transport; regulation of autophagosome maturation. Bases 737 to 3250 code for a protein of 837 amino acids. NCBI's taxonomy places the organism in Eukaryota, Metazoa, Chordata, Actinopteri, Cypriniformes, Catostomidae. Gene Ontology annotation, cellular component: endolysosome membrane; late endosome. The record is from RefSeq and is a predicted model, not a curated record.
AACUUAACUGUUAUUUGUACUUCUGUUAUGCCACUUGUAUCGCAUGUUCUCUAUAUUUUUGUUGUAAACACCAGUUGCUUGUUUGUGUACAAAAAAGUUGUACAGUUCACACAUUGAGAAUAUUUUCAAUUUCACUUUGUUUUAACACUCUUUUUGGCUUUGGUGGUUUUGAUUUUGUGAGUCAUGUGUGUAUUUUUAAUUUUAAAUAAAAAGCUAUUUUUGAUUAGUGAAAAGAUGCUGGAGGCUCAUUAUCCUUUAACCAGGCCCAUAUAUUCCGUUUAAUUUUGUAUUUGCAUUUUAGUGCUCAUAAUCAUAGAUAGAGAUCAACCUACAGUACAUAACCCUCGAUUCUUCAAUUCACAGAUUAUUCCUAACCUCGCAUGACAGAAAAUUGAUCCAACGGUUAUCAUAGAAAUUUGGGGUGAUGGUCUUUUUUUGACUUUGGCCAAUAAACAACCAGGGGCCGGUUGCAUAAAACUGUUUUAGACUAGUCUUACUAGUUAGUCGUCUAAAAUGUUUGUCUUAAUUUUUUCAGUCAGUUGCAUAAAAACUUAGAUCAGUCUAAUUUAAGACCAAAAUGUAAGACAGCACACCCCUAGGCUAACUUUUGUUUACAUUCUAUGUUGCCAUGGAAAAUAACUGUCAGCUGAGCCAGUGGGGGUUGCAGAGGGCUGAAAGGGGCUUGAGUUGAGACUUUGUAGAAGACUUUGACUUCAACGAUGUGGACAACCAGCACAUGCUGCACUACAUCCGGGACAAAACGGCGGUGCCGUACUUUUCCAAUUUGGUCUGGUUCAUCGGCAGCCACGUCAUCGAGCUGGACAAGUGUGUGCAGACUGAUGAAGAACAUAAAAACAGAGGAAAACUAAGCGACCUGGUGGCUGAGCAUCUGGACCACCUUCACUAUCUGAAUGACAUACUCAUCAUCAACUGUGAGUUUCUCAAUGACGUGCUGACCGACCACCUUCUCAACCGCCUGUUCCUGCCCUUGUAUGUGUACUCUCUGGUCAUCCAAGAGCAGUCAGAAGAGCGCAAGAUCAACCCUCAGGUGUCACUCUACCUGCUGUCACAGGUGUUUCUUAUAAUCCACUACCAGCCGCUGGUGAACGCACUGGCUGAUGUCAUUCUGAAUGGAGACCUGUCCGUGUUCUCUAUGCAGACAGAGCAGACUGCUCACAAGAGUUCAAGCAGUGCUGGUGUGCGUCGCUUUACCAAGCCACCAGAGAGUCUGGAGCGUUCACUGGAGAUGAGUCGUCAACGCGGGAGGAAGAGGGCCCAGAAAAGACCCAACUACAAGAACGUGGGAGAGGAAGAUGAGGAAGAACGGGGAUCAGAGGAGGGGCCAGAUGAAGAGAAGGCUAAAGGUACAGAGGCUAGUUCAAAGGCCAGCAGGACAAGUGGGGACAAGGAAGAGAUUGAGAUGGUGGUGAUGGAAAAAUGUAGAAUCUCAGAAGUGUCCACGUUAACAGAACAAAACAUUACAGAUGAGGAGAAGAGUGCCGCUCGAUCAGAAGGCCAGAAGAGCAGACCCUUCCUGGACAUGUUCUAUAAUGCAUUGGACUGUGACACAGAGGAUUACAAGGCUCUGUUUGUGCUUUGUCUCCUGUAUGCCGUGUCUCACAGUAAAGGUAUAAACCCAGAGCUCUUGGAGAAGAUCCAGCUGCCUGUGCCAGAUCAGGAGAGGAGAUCUUACAGUCAGGUUUUAGUGGAGAGAGUGAUCCGAAUCAUGAGCCAAGCUGCUCAGCCGGAUGGAAAGGUGCGCCUUGCAACUCUGGAGUUGAGCUGUCUGCUUCUGAAACAGUCUGUGCUUUCUGCCUCUCAAUGCAUUAUAAAGGAUGUUCAUUUGGCCUGUUUGGAGGGUGCUCGAGAAGAGAGUCUUCACCUUUUGAGGCGGUUUUAUAAGGGGGAGGAGAUAUUCCUGGACAUGUUUGAGGAUGAAUACAGGAGCAUGAUGAAUAAGCCCAUGAAUGUGGAGUAUCUUAUGAUGGAUGCAUCCAUUUUACUUCCUCCCACUGGCACUCCCCUUACCGGCAUUGACUUUGUGAAGAGACUGCCCUGUGGAGACGUCGAGAGGACACGCAGGGCUAUCCGUGUGUUCUUUAUGCUACGCUCGCUGUCUCUACAGCUGCAGGGAGAACCAGAAACUCAACUUCCUCUUACCCGACCUGAGGAUCUCAUCAAGACCGAUGAUGUCCUUGACCUUAAUAACAGUGAUCUUAUUGCUUGCAUGGUAGUGAGUAAAGAUGGGCUUCAGGCCCAGCGCUUCCUGGCUGUGGACGUGUACCAGAUGAGUCUGGUGGAACCCGAUUCCAAGCGUCUGGGUUGGGGUGUUGUCAAGUUUGCUGGCCUUCUGCAGGACAUGCAAGUUUCAGGGGUGGAAGAUGACAGCAGGGCUCUGAAUAUAAUCAUUCAUAAGCCUACAUCUAACCCCCACGCCAAGCCUGUCCCCAUUCUGCAGGCCAACUUCAUCUUCGCCGACCACAUUCGCUGCAUCAUCGCCAAACAGCGACUGGCCAAGGGCCGCAUCCAGGCCAGACGCAUGAAAAUGCAGAGGAUAGCAGCUCUGUUGGACCUUCCUGUUCAGCCUUCCACUGAGGUGCUGGGCUUCAGCCAGCCAUCUGUUGCAUCGUCUCAGAUGCCUUUCCGUUUCUAUGACCAGUCCAGACGAGGCCCAGUCUUUGCGUCUGUUGAUAAAGUUCCAGGUUUUGCUGUUGCUCAUGUUGCCCAGCACAGCACCACACCUGCCUCUUCCUCCUCAACCCCUUCUAGUGGCGGCACUGGACCCUGCGACUCGCUUACAACCAGCAGUGUGUCCACAAACACUGUCACACAGAAUCAAACAGGACUCGCCUUGGCACCUAGCCUCACUCCCACGCCACAGCCCACCAUCUCUCUCCUGUCUGACAACGAUGCCGAGACGCUAAGUGUAGACUCCCUGACCCUGCUGCCUCCUGCCGACCCACCUCGCCUGCACUCCUUCAGCACCCAGUCCUCCGUUCAGGACGAUGCAUCUGUGGACGGGGAUAAUACAGUGGCUGCCGUCCAAAUGGAAGAUGGAAGCACGGGGGCAGCAGAUAAACAGCAUCAAAAGGACAAGAAGGACGUUUCAGUCAUACUUGAAGAACAUGAACCAUCUCCUGAGUCUGGACCAUCUGAAUCUGAGCCUCUUAGUGGUGAUUCAAGGGAGGAACCCAUGAUUCAGCCCAAGACAGAUAAACUUGACCUGGAGGAGGAGACAGCCAUAGACUGAUAGAUCUAAUCCAAAACAGCCCUCAGACUGGAGAACAAUAGUACAAAAACUCAAAGGCUGAACGUUAAAAUUUGGGCCAGAUUAUUAAAGCAAGAAAUACGUUUUAUGUCAGUUAGUCUGUGCUGUUUCAGUAAUAUGAAUUAAGCAUGACUGAUUUCUCGCACAAUAACUCGUUGUGUUCUGGUUUUGCACAAGCUAGUAAAGCUAGUUUGCACAUGCUUUUGGCAUUAGUGAUUCAGGCCCAAGUUUAAUCUUUAUGUAGGCAACCUAUUGUGCCAACACCUUAUUCUGUUGAUUUAUUAAAUAUAUAUUAAAUCCAUUAUAGACAGACUAUUUUUUUAACCAUUAAUUUAGCGGUUCCAAAUUGUUAUGACCCAGUUGUACUUUGCUUUAUAUUUAGACCAUGAUGAAUUUAAAAGGACAGUAGCAUUCUCCUAAGUCAGUGACAUUACUGAUUGUCACGAGUUCUGCUAUAAGCACAGCAUUUUUCAGUGUGUAUCAUUCUUUCUGGGAUGGGGCUGAAAGAGUUCCUGUUCCGGUGUGUGUGUGUGCGCGUGCGUGUGUGCGUGUGUGCGUGCGUGCGUGCGUGCGUGCGUGUGGGCAGGUUUAAGUGGUUUACGAGGACUUUUUUUAGGUUACAAACUGGUAAUUACAAGGGUAUUAUGCUAUAAAUGUGGUUUAUGAGGACAUUUCUAGUGUCCACAUAAUUUAAAUUGCUUAAACAUCCUAAAUGAUAUUUUAUUAUAAAUGUAAAAAUGCAGAAAGUUUUUUGUGAGGGUUAGGUUUAGGGUUAGGGUUAGGGGAUAGAAUCUAUAGUUUGUACAGUAUAAAAAUCAUUGUCUAUGGAGAGUCCUCAUAAUGAUAGCUGCACCAACAUGUGUGUUUGUGUAUUUGUGGUUUUAUUAUACUCAGCAGAAGGAGACGAAAGGAUGUGUUUAUAUAAAUAUUCAUCUGAGUGGGUUAGUGGGGAAUGCCCGCUUGAUUUUACCAGUCUUAACACUGAGGAAUGUACAAAGACUUCUGGGUCUAUCCAGCGGUGCUGUUUUCUGAAGGUAUAUUUCAUUUUGACUGAACAUUCAUUUGCACUUUAACAGCGGGUUUUAAAAAAAGCCUUUGGUCUUAAUCCUUGGAGAUUUUGAGGAAAAUGUAUGCUUAACUAAACUCUUCUUUUAAAGAAUCAGUUUGUUUAAAACCAUUCACAUCAUUAGUGCUGAAAUACCCUGAUCGUCUGAGGUUUAUCCAAACAAGUCUACUUUUGCUGAACCUUUUUGUAUUAAAAAGCUGAGUCAUGCAUGUCAGUCACAUUUUAAAGUGAGUUUUUUUUUCUUUUUGUCUUGUAAAGGAGCAUGAGGUCAUUUAAUAAAGUGAGUUCCAUUCCUACACGUUUGUCACUGCCACUUAAAAAUACCUUCACUUUAUGUUCUGGAACAUUCUGGAAUCUGCAGACACAGAGUGAAUAAACCUGUUCUCUUUUACGUAUGUUUUAUAUACUUGGAAGUGGCCUCUGCUUAUUUUCAAGCUGUGGCGAGUUUUAAAGUUAAUCCUUUAAUACACUUAAUAUUCUAUAGAUCAUCAUGAGCUUGUGCUGGGCACACAUAGUCAAAGCUAGAUGUGAUGUAUUUGUGGUAACAAUUUUACUUUGGUGUGCUAUAACUUAUAUGAACUCAUUUAUUUCACUUACAGAUUCAAGCAGUUUGAUUACUAAUGGACUGAAAUUGAAAAUUAAUUUUUGGUUUCUAGAUAGCAAGACAUAGAAAGGGGCGGGCACAUAUUAUUUUUCAUUGCUGCAGAUGCAAAUGUGUGGUAGCUAUGACUGGGUGCUUCUCUCUGCUAGAAAAACACCCAAAUUGAGUUUGUAAAAUUAUUAAAGCAAUACAAUUAAUUCUGCUUAUUUCAGUAUUUUGAGGUUAAAUUAAUUAUUGAAAUGGAUGCGAAGGGCAUCAAAAUGUAUUGGAUUGUACAGAGUGUAUAGCUUUCUUUUGAUCUGUUAAUUUACCAACAGGAAAUAUCAAGGUCAUGCAAUAAAUUAUUCUGAUGUAGA